UGCAAAGAUGCUCUCGGGGUUAUCAAUGUAUUCUAUAAUCAUUCUCGCAACGUUUACUAUUGAUUAUUUCGUACUUCUAGCAUUAGCUUGUCUCAGCCGUUCAGUUUGAUUACAACAAUCGGCCGGGUACGAUCGUAUUCAGUGUACCAAAAUGAAACGCAUCUUCCAGUACCAUUCGCCUACGAUUUGUUACGAUAAACCAACGGCUGCUAUCGUAUCGAAAGAUGAUUACGACAACCGUAGACUACGCGCACUGGAAGGCACACAGUUGCUGGAGCUAAUUGUACCGAAAAAAUCAGCCCGCACCUGGACAAUGCGUACCGGUGACUUGUGUCGCAUCUCACUACCAGAAGGAUCGCAAGUGGGUGAUCUUAAUCUGUGGAACCUGGAACACCCACGCACGGAACGUUUCUAUUCCGGCAAAACGAGACAGAUUCAUUCGACGCAUCUCAAAACGUACGAUCGAUUGUGGAGCUGCUUCCCGUACCUUCGGCCGAUGGCAACGUUUGUAAAGGAUUCGCUCGAAGAGUAUGGUAUCGAUCGGGACGGUGGUUCACUGCACGAUGUGGCCGGGACGAGAUGCGACGAUUACAUUUACAAGCUCAUUACCGGAGAGGAUCGUUACGGCAGUUGCCACAGCUAUUUGACAGAAGCGGUAAAGGCGCAUGGAUUAGCGGAGGAAGAUGUGCACGAUACGUGGAACAUAUUCAUGUGCACCGGAUUUACGAGGGAUACGCAACAAUACUUUUGUAAACCUAGUCCAGCUCGGAAGGGUGACUUCAUCGAGUUUCUGGCUGAAAUGGAUCUGCUCGUAGCUCUCAGUGCUUGUCCGCAGGGUGAUGUUUCAAUACAGGUGGGCCAGAAAGUGCCGGAUGAAAAAUGUUUCCCCAUGAAAGUGGAAGUUUUUAGAGCUACACAGUAAAGGCAAUUUAUCUUUAGUUGAAUGGAAUCAAAUAGUGCAUCUCGGAAAAUUAUUAAAGUUACUCUUCAUAGAA
Molecule: messenger RNA, 995 nt
Organism: Anopheles funestus (African malaria mosquito)
Lineage: Eukaryota; Metazoa; Arthropoda; Insecta; Diptera; Culicidae
Exons: 2
Coding region: 152-922 (256 amino acids)
Source: RefSeq, a predicted model, not a curated record